AUGUUGAAGAUAUUAUCAGUUUGCCUUUUGAUAGGCACCGUCCAAUCCGGCGGAUAUGCUGGAGGAUCGAAUGGCGGAGGAGGAUCAGCAGUCCAAUCAGUUCAAGGAGCUGGAGGAUCUUUCGCAUCUGGACCCGACUUCAACCCGAUUCUUCUUCAAGGUCAACGUGGAUACCCGGGAAUUCGUGCUCGUUUGAAUUCAAGAGCUUUUCAAUAUGCCAGUACUCUGGUCGCUGGACUCUUGAAUACUGAAAUCAAGAAAGCUAGAAUUCCACCAAUCUCUCAAUGCAUCCCAAUGGUACAAGGAUGUGUAAACAUCUACAAUUUGUACGUCUCCCGGUAUAGAUGUCCACAGAGAGUUGUUCUUUAUCCAGCUCCACCAAACAGAAUCGUCCUUCAAGUUCAGAAUGUUGAUCUUGGAGUCACUGGAAACUUGGGUGGACAAGUGGUCGUUCUCCUUCCGAUCGCUUUGUCUGGAAUCGUUCAAUUGAAUAUUCAUCAAGCCACCAUUACAGUUCAAUUAGCAAUUGAAAGAGGACCACGUGGUCCAUACGUCCGUCUUCUGUCUUGUGACAUGCAAAUCGGAUAUGCUGAUGCUUACAUUGAGAAUGGAGGAUUAGUUGGAGAUAUUGUGAACAGUCAAUUCAGAAGUCAAAUCUCAAACCAAGUUCGUCAAAUGAUCCCAGGACAAGUUUGCGGUCAACUUCCAAACAUCAUCAACGAGAAACUCAACUCAAAACUUGGAGCUCUUCCACAAACCAUUGCUCUUCAGCAAAUGAUUUCAUUGUUCGGAGGAGCUCUCGGGCUCGGAGGAAGCAGCGGAGGAGGUGGAAACUGUCCAUCAACCUGUCCAAAGCAGCCAGUGUUCAUUCCAUCAACCAACCCCCAACCAACACAAGUUGCUCCAGCUCAAGUUGCUCCAUCGGUCCCAAUUGCCGGAGGAUCUGCUCCAGCACCACAGAUUCCAUCGACCGCAUACACAGAGGGACAAAGAAAGGCAGCUGCCGUCAGAACUCUUCAACAACUUCAAGCUCUCCGUUAUCCAAGAAGUGCCAAUAUCACUCAAAAUUUGGUACUUCCACAAGGAAUUGGAAGACAGAGAAUGUAUGCUGCAACAAUCAGAGCUGCUGGUGUUGGACAAUACCAAUCACAACAGGUUGCCACUUACACUAAUGUUGGAGCUAGACCAAGAUAUCCACCACCACCAACUGUGGCUGCUGGGCCAGUCGCUGUUCAACCACCACCAGAUUGCUCUAAAUGCUCUGCUGCUGGAGGUUCUUCUGAUGAUCCAGCUUCAUUCCUUCGUCAAAUUGCUGGACAUCUCGACAUGAGCAAACUCAAUGAUCUGUACCUUUCUCUCCAAUACAUUCAGUCUUAUGCCACUUCAAACGACUACACUGUUGACUUGACUGGAGAAUUCUCUCCAUACGGACAAGGUGGAACUCCAUUUGGACCAUUCCCAACUCAAUUCCCAUAUUAUGGAGGACAAAUGGCUGAAUUCAUUGUCACCGAUUACACUGUGAACUCCCUAUUCUACUGGCUUCACCGCAAACAGUUCUUAUCAUUCCGUAUCGGUCCAGAGACUCCAAAGAUCGGAGAGCUUUUGAAGACAACUUGCUCGGAUGACGAUGACGAUUUGGAAGCCACAUCAGUCGAACUGGAUGAGGAAGAAGCAAAAAGAAGACGUCGAUUGGCAAAGGAGAAGGCAAAGUACCGUUUGAGAAGAGGAGUUCAUACAAACUCGACCAUUGUUGUGUCUGUUCGUCCAAGCAGACACGUGGCUACUCACAAUUCUGAUCCAGAAAUUAUUGGAGCAACAAAUGAAACUACAAGAUUGAGAUCCAAGAGAAUGAGAGAUUCCAGAAGAAGACGUCAAGAAGAUACUGCUGGACUCGCCGACCUCGGAAUCUGCUUCGGAGAUAUCCUUCCAGCCGUCCGCGAAAAGUAUCCAAAUAAGAAAAUUGCCGUUCAAAUCAGAACCGUUCGUGCUCCAUCAGUUAUUCUUUCUUCUGCUAAAGGAGGAAUGGUCACUCUUGAUCUGAUCGCUGAUGCUGACAUUUACAUCGAUCAAACCAACACCAAGGUCGGAACGAUCACAAUUGCUGCGACUGUUGUUUUGACUGCCAGAAUCGGCGGAGGAAGAUUAUCUGGAACUGCUGAAAUCACACAACUUCAUCUUUCUGAUAGAACUGGAUCGUUGGGUCUUCCACAGGAUGCACUCGAUAAUUUGGGAAAUCUUGGAAAGGAAUUGUUGCAGAAGGUUGCUAACGAUGGCCUCCAGAAGGGAAUUGCCAUUUCUAUCCCAACAAAUCUUCCUCUUCCAAUUGGAAUCAUCAAUCCAGAUGUGCACAUCGUCGAACACGGACUCCACAUUGCCACAGACUUCACGAUUUCUCCAUCACUUCUCGGAGGUGGAGGUGGAUGCUAG
Molecule: messenger RNA, 2427 nt
Organism: Caenorhabditis briggsae
Lineage: Eukaryota; Metazoa; Nematoda; Chromadorea; Rhabditida; Rhabditidae
Exons: 9
Coding region: 1-2427 (808 amino acids)
Molecular function (GO): lipid binding
Source: RefSeq, a predicted model, not a curated record